CCUGCAGCGGGGUAGGGAUGCGAUGGGCGUGAUCGUACAGGUGUGAGCCCAGUGUCCAGGAGCCAUGAUGCACGUGAAGAAGUACCUGCUCAAGGGCCUGCAUCGGCUGCAGAAGGGCCCCGGCUACACAUACAAGGAGCUGCUGGUGUGGUACUGUGACAACACCAACACCCAUGGCCCCAAGCGCAUCAUCUGCGAGGGGCCCAAGAAGAAGGCCAUGUGGUUUGUGCUCACCUUGCUCUUCACCUCCCUCGUCUGCUGGCAGUGGGGCCUCUUCAUCAAGACCUACCUGAACUGGGAGGUCAGCGUCUCCCUCUCCAUCGGCUUCAAGACCAUGGACUUCCCCGCCGUCACCAUCUGCAACGCCAGCCCCUUCCAGUACUCCAAAGUCCAGCAUUUGCUGAAGGACCUGGACGAACUGAUGGAGGCAGUCCUGGAGAGGAUCCUGGGUCCCGAGCUCAGCCAGGUCAAUGCCACCAGGACCCUAAACCUCUCCAUCUGGCACCACACGCCCCUGGUCUUUAUCAACGAGCAGAACCCCCACCACCCGGUGGUUCUGGACCUGUUUGAGGACAACUUCAAUGGCUCAGCAAGCAGCAGCCCGGCACCAGGAAGGCCCUGCAGCGCCCACAGGUGCAAAGUAGCCAUGAAACUAUGCAGCCACAAUGGAACCAUGUGCACCUUCCGGAACUUCAGCAGCGCCACCCAGGCCGUGACGGAAUGGUACACCCUGCAGGCCACCAACAUCUUCGCACAGGUUCCAAACCAGGAGCUGGUGGCCAUGGGCUACCCCGCUGAACGGCUGAUCCUGGCCUGCCUGUUCGGGGCAGAGCCCUGCAACUACAGGAACUUCACGCCCAUCUUCCACCCUGAUUAUGGCAACUGUUACAUCUUCAACUGGGGUAUGAAGGAGAAGGCCCUCCCUUCAGCCAACCCCGGAACUGAGUUUGGCCUAAAGCUGAUCCUGGACAUGGGCCAGGAAGACUACGUGCCCUUCCUCACGUCCACGGCCGGCGCCCGGCUGAUGCUUCACGAACAGAGGUCGUACCCCUUCAUCAAGGAAGAGGGCAUCUACGCCAUGGCGGGGAUGGAGACAUCUAUCGGGGUGCUCGUGGACAAGCUGCAGCGCAAGGGCAGGCCCUACAGCCAGUGCACCAAGAACGGCUCUGACGUCCCCAUCCAAAACCUUUACAGCAGCCACAACACGACCUACUCCAUCCAGGGCUGUAUCCGCUCCUGCUUCCAGGAGCACAUGAUUCGGGAAUGUGGUUGUGGCCACUACCUGUACCCGCUGCCCCACAAGAGGAAAUACUGCAACAACCAGGAGUUCCCGGACUGGGCCCAUUGCUACUCUGCCCUGCGCAUCAGCAUGGCACAGAGGGAGGCCUGCAUCUACGCCUGCAAGGAGUCCUGCAAUGACACUCAGUACAAGAUGACCAUCUCCAUGGCCGUCUGGCCUUCCGAGGCCUCUGAGGACUGGAUUUUCCACGUCUUGUCUCAGGAGCGGGACCAAAGCAGCAAUAUCACCUUGAGCAGGAAGGGGAUUGUCAAGCUCAAUAUCUACUUCCAAGAAUUCAACUAUCGCACCAUUGAAGAGUCAGCAGCCAAUAACAUCGUCUGGCUGCUCUCGAACCUGGGCGGACAGUUCGGCUUCUGGAUGGGGGGCUCGGUGCUCUGCCUCAUCGAGUUCGGGGAGAUCAUCAUCGACUUCGUGUGGAUCACCAUCAUCAAGCUGGUGGCCCUCGCCAAGAGCGUGCGGCAGAAGCGGGCCCAGGCUCGCUACGAGGGCCCACCACCCACCGUGGCCGAGCUAGUGGAGGCGCACACCAACUUUGGCUUCCAGCCGGACUCAGCCACACCUGGCCCUGACACGGGGGCCUACCCGCAUGAGCAGAACCCGCCCAUCCCGGGCACCCCACCCCCCAACUAUGACUCCUUGCGCCUGCAGCCGCUGGAUGUCAUCGAGUCUGACAGCGAGGGUGAUGCCAUCUAGAGCCUGCCCUGCCCCUCCCUGUGGGCCAAGAAUUCAAACCUGAGCAGCUGAGACAUCGCCCAAGGCUAGAGUCCAGGUCCCUCCACAGUGAGGCCGGCAGCUCUUGGCCAGCCCCAGGCUGAGGGCUCCGAGGGGUCACGGUGCUGGUAUGGAUAUGGGAACUGUGUUCCUGCCCACACCCUCAACCUGACCCAACCCUUGGCCUGGGAUCCGAGACCCAAAGCACUCUCCCCUGGAGGCAGGCCACUUCCCUCCCAGUGACAGUCACCGUCUGCCCCAGAGAUGAAGGCAGGCAGACAGACACACUGUGCCCUCUGAUCCAGAAGGAGCCUUCUUUUCCUCCUGCCUCAGCUGACCUGGUGAAUGGAUUGAGUGAGGGUAGAGUUGAUGGAGAGCAGGCAUGAGGGUCUUGCCAGGCGGCACAUGUUUUGUUCUGGAAAAUAAAAGUGGAAAACAUAGA
Odocoileus virginianus texanus is the source of this 2453-nucleotide messenger RNA. It is a transcript of the gene SCNN1B, whose product is annotated as sodium channel epithelial 1 subunit beta. Gene Ontology annotation, cellular component: sodium channel complex; plasma membrane. Gene Ontology annotation, biological process: sodium ion transmembrane transport. Gene Ontology annotation, molecular function: ligand-gated sodium channel activity. The record is from RefSeq and is a predicted model, not a curated record. NCBI's taxonomy places the organism in Eukaryota, Metazoa, Chordata, Mammalia, Artiodactyla, Cervidae.